This is a messenger RNA of Indicator indicator, 873 nucleotides long. RefSeq names its product ELL associated factor 2 (gene EAF2). Gene Ontology annotation, molecular function: transcription elongation factor activity. Gene Ontology annotation, cellular component: super elongation complex. NCBI's taxonomy places the organism in Eukaryota, Metazoa, Chordata, Aves, Piciformes, Indicatoridae. The coding region runs from base 1 to 792 and encodes 263 amino acids. The record is from RefSeq and is a predicted model, not a curated record. The transcript is spliced from 6 exons. Gene Ontology annotation, biological process: positive regulation of DNA-templated transcription; regulation of transcription elongation by RNA polymerase II.
AUGAACGGAGCGGCCCCGUCGAUUUUCGACCCUAAGAAGCGGGUGCUGCAGCUGGGCGAGAGCUUUGAGAAGCAGCCGCGCUGCGCCUUCCACACCGUCCGAUAUGAUUUUAAGCCUGCAUCUAUUGAUAUGUCCUGUGAAGGAGACCUUAAAGUUGGCAAAGGUGAACAGGUGACAAUAACACUGCCAAAUAUUGAGGGCUCAACUCCACCAGUGACUGUGUUCAAGGGCUCAAAGAAGCCUUACCUAAAAGAAUGUAUCUUAAUAAUCAACCAUGACACUGGAGAAUGUCGCCUAGAGAAACUUAGUAGCAACAUCACUGUGAAAAAAACCAGAGCUGAAGGAAGCAGUAAAGUCCAGUCUCGCAUAGAGCAACAACAGCAGCAAAUGCGAAAUGCAACUAAGGGUCCAAACAACAUUAAAAACUCGCCACCAAAAGACAAGAUGUUUCCUCCUUCUCCUAUGGAUGAUAUUGAACGAGAGCUAAAAGCAGAAGCUAGUAUCAUGGACCAGCUGAGUAGCUCUGACAGUUCAUCUGAUUCUAAAAGCUCUUCGUCUUCAUCAAGCAGUGAAAAUAGUUCUAGUGAUUCUGAAGAUGAGGAAAUGAAGCCCUCUCUUCCUAUGUCAAUGCCUUAUUUGCAGCCACAGCCUACUGUGUCUGCCAUACCACAACAGGCUGUCCCUGACAAAGAUGCCAGUCAUAACAGAUCCCAAGAGAGCAGUGGUCAUAUGAUGAAUACACUACGAAAUGACUUGCAGCUGAGUGAAUCUGGAAGUGAUAGUGAUGACUGAACAAAUUUUCGGCCUUAAAUGUAUCACCUUUUUUGCUAAAUAUGUCUUAGCAUCUGUUUUGCACUAUGAUUAGAUUUAGAU